Messenger RNA from Sorghum bicolor (sorghum), 1575 nucleotides. RefSeq names its product probable glucuronosyltransferase Os10g0205300. The coding region runs from base 160 to 1182 and encodes 340 amino acids. The transcript has 4 exons. Gene Ontology annotation, cellular component: Golgi membrane. Gene Ontology annotation, biological process: glucuronoxylan biosynthetic process; plant-type secondary cell wall biogenesis. Lineage: Eukaryota; Viridiplantae; Streptophyta; Magnoliopsida; Poales; Poaceae. Gene Ontology annotation, molecular function: xylosyltransferase activity; galactosylgalactosylxylosylprotein 3-beta-glucuronosyltransferase activity. The record is from RefSeq and is a predicted model, not a curated record.
CUCCGUCGUCAUCCCCGGCUUUCCCCCACCAAAAGCCAAAAACCAUGCCACCUCCUGCCAGCUAGUCCCCACUCCCCACCUGCCUCCUGCCCCAAGCACAGCGGCACACCGGAGGGACACCACCGCACGCGCGCGACGCCGCAGCACAGCAACAGGACCAUGGCGGCUCUGCCGCCCUUCUCGCCGCGGCGGCCCUUCUCGUCGCCGUGCUUCAUCCUCUGCUUCCUACUCGGCUUCGUCGCGGGCCUCUUCCCCUUCGCGCACCGCCACCUCCACCUCGACCUCCACCACCUCCCGCUCCCGGUCCCGGACCCUCCUCCUACUCCUCCUCCUGCCGCGCCGACCCAGGCGGCCCCGACUCCGCCGCCGACGACGACGACCCUGAUCGUCGUCACGCCGACCCGCGCGCGCCCGCUGCAGGCGUACUACCUGCACCGCCUCGCGCACACGCUCCGCCUCGUGCCCCAGCCGCUGCUCUGGCUCGUCGUCGACCGCGGCGCCGCCACGCGCGAGACCGCCGCCCUGCUCCGCGGCUGCGGCCUCAUGUACCGCCACCUCCCUUCCUCCCACCGCGGCGACGCGCCCGAUGAUGCUCGCCGGAGAGGGGCGACCCAUGAGCACCCGGCGGAGCGCGGCCUGCAGCGGCGCCAGAGGAACGCGGCGCUCGACCACAUCGAGCACCACCGCAUCCACGGCCUCGUCUACUUCGCCGACGAGGACAACGUGUAUUCCCUUGACCUCUUCCAUCAGCUUCGCGGCAUAAGGAGUUUUGGCACCUGGCCAGUCGCAAUGCUGGGCGUGGGCAAGAGCAAGACACUUCUGGAAGGGCCAGUUUGUGACAGCAGCCAGGUGGUAGGAUGGCACACGAACGAGAGGGACAAGAGGCAACGAAGGUUUCAUGUGAAUACUUCGGGCUUUGCUUUCAAUAGCAGUAUGCUCUGGGAUGCCGACAAGAGGGCUCAUCAGGCGUGGAAUUACAUCCGGCUGCUGGACACGGUCAGAGAUGGGUUUCAGGCAACAACAUUUGUAGAACAGCUUGUAGAAGAUGAAACUUAUAUGGAGGGCAUACCAACUGGUUGUUCAAAAAUUAUGAAUGUUAAUCUUCAUCUAGAAGAUAAACAUCUUGUAUAUCCAAAGGGAUGGCAAAUGACAGAAAACCUGGAUGUAUUAAUUCCUCUCUGAGCCAGAACAGAGGCAGACCAGCCUGCAGCUUCAGCAAUCGAGCACAUGGAAACGGCCGAGCAUGACGUAUGUGGCAUGUGUCAAACUGAAGAAAGUCGUGGGUCACCGGAGGUUUAGGUUAGGUGUACAUUACCAAAGGAAAUAUGCACUUAACUUUCACAGAUUUGUUUGCAGCAAAGAGCUCAAAAAAUACGAUUAGGUACACGAAUACAUCAUACAAGAGGAUCUUAGGUUCAGAGUAGGGCCUUAGCCUUUGUGAACAUUUAAGGUAAAUACAUCUAACUUGAAGUGAAUGUGGUGACUACUUUUAUGUACCACUAGAGACUAGAGAUAACAUUGGUUAAUUAGUUUGAAUUAUAUACAUGCAUUGCUACAUAUCAUGGUUUAUUUGAA